Sclerotinia trifoliorum is the source of this 1993-nucleotide messenger RNA. Lineage: Eukaryota; Fungi; Ascomycota; Leotiomycetes; Helotiales; Sclerotiniaceae. The record is from the annotation of a GenBank genome assembly.
ACCUCACACAUCAUCAUCAUCGUCAUCGUCAUGAACGAGAAGAAGAAAGCGAAGUUACACUGCAUAUAACUCGUGCAUUCAGUCCAACAGCGCAGCACAGUACAACUAUUCACAACAUUCACUGUUACCUAUAGCUGGCUGGCAGCAAAUAAGACCCGAGUCUGCUGGUUUUGGUAUCGUACGGUCCGGUAACCUUAUAAUUACUCGCUUCGUUCCAUCUCAUGGGUUGAAGGGAAAAGGACUAUUCACCAUCAUAUCAUCCAGAAUCAUCACAUCCAGAAUCGUUACAUUCCAAGGUUUACAUUGUGCAGGGCAAUUGAUAGGAUUGAAUACAAAGUCUAGAUCAUUUAGGUGGUUACCGACUCUCAUCCACCAGCAUUACUCCUGAUUCAAUAUCAUCCGACUUACCCACGAAUCUCAUGUUUAUCCGGGACCUUCCUGCCCUCAAGUUCCACAGAAAAUUAUAUCCUGGAAAUAUUCGGAAAGCCUAAAGAAUAUAAAACUUGGGGUUUGUUCCAAAGUGAAUUUGGUAUCAUUCAAGUUCAUACAUUUGUUUUUCUAUGUACUAGUUGAUAUCAAAAGUCGACAAAAUGGUGGAUAGUUUCACUGGAAUCGCUUCAUUACCCAACGAGGUCAGUAUUACUUUUCAUCUGGCUGGGUGGAUUUGCUGACAAUGUCAAAGCUCCUCAUCAAUGCCCUCUCACUCUUCUCUACUCGUCAACUCCUUCCUCUCGCAUGUACCUGCCAUCGUUUCCAUGAUCUCAUAAUCCGAAUCGUACAUCAUCGCCUUAUCGCAGCAGCAUCUUUAAAGAAUCACAAAUUGGUCCUCGAAUGCUUUCAUCCUUCCACGAAACUCAUUACUCCAUACCUCUUCUGCAAUUAUCUUGGCACAGAUGGACUGAGUGAUGACGUAGUCGGAGAGGGAGAACUAUACAAAGAUGUCAAUGAUACCGGUAGAUUAGGCAAGAUGUCUGGUCUAUAUUCGCACUUCCGACCAGUUCAACCUGAAGACAGGAUGGUAUGGACACGAAAUCCAGCAGGCGCAGCUAGACCAGGCCUUUUACCAAAAUCUGAAGAAGAGCUUGUCUCCCACAACGUUGAUCUCGAAUCGCAUGAGCUUUUCUCUCAGCUUUGUACCAUAACCAAUAUUGUCAAAGUUGGCCCGAAACGAGGAUUGUUCUUAAGCUGUGUUAACCUUGGUGAGGGAGUUAUAAGAGUAUUUAGAGACUGGCUGUCUGAUCGAGUUGAGGCGAACGAGAGGCAUGUUGAUACUCCAGAGGAAUGUGAAAAGCGACUUUUGUGGGUAGACUCCGGGAAGCAUAUUGGAUUAAGAUUAAAAGUCAUUAAGCGGGAAGAAGCACCCGCACCAGUUUUGCUUCACCGUGAUGAGGAAGCUCCUGCCUUUUAUAAGCUUCAACAUGAAGGUAUGUCGGAUUCAAAAGGGUUGAAGAUGAGAUUACUAAUGGUUUUUUUUUCUUCCUCAGAAUUGGUUAUAAGAACAACACAGCUUCUUCUCAAUGUCGAAGAAUCAAUGACGAGGGAGGUUGAAAACUCAGGUAAAGCAAUCGUAAUAGGGUCUUGGGAUUAUUAAUCCUCUCUUCCACCUUGGACGACUCUCGAGUGUACCGAUACCUUCGAUCGACUUGCAGAGCGAACCAUAUGUACCUCCAUUAACUUUGUUGAUUUAUAUACUUACGAUCCUGUUUUACUUGCUUUAGGGAUGACAUGUACUUUCGACGGCGUUUAUCAAACCUCUGUUUGUUAUAGCAAGGAUGUAUCGAUGGAUGCGAGUUAUUCGAAUAUGUGGAUUCGAGGGGUUUCCUAAACAAGGAUCUGACAGUUUUGAUUGAUUCAGAUGAGUUUAGUAGACUUGUCUUGUAUAAACUUCAAAUUGCGUGCAUACAACGAUUUCAUCGUUUUUCGCUAUAUAAAUAUAUAUGUGUGUUUUAGAGCCGGCGAAUAAAAUUCUCCUGUGUGGUUUGUUUGUAUAUCG